Molecule: messenger RNA, 9374 nt
Organism: Oryzias melastigma (Indian medaka)
Lineage: Eukaryota; Metazoa; Chordata; Actinopteri; Beloniformes; Adrianichthyidae
Product: IgGFc-binding protein
Exons: 21
Coding region: 1-9024 (3007 amino acids)
Molecular function (GO): protein binding
Source: RefSeq, a predicted model, not a curated record
AUGGGGAACCUGUUGCUGCUUUGUGCUUUGGGAACUUUACUCAACUGUCCACUCGUUUCUGGUUGGGCAGGGAGGGAGUUUGCCCUAUCGUUUAUGGAGAAUUAUGCUCCAAACUAUGGCCAUCCUCUCUUUCAAAUAUACAUCACAGCUGUUCAAGAUGGUACCAAAGUGACAGUCCAAGUGCCUCCUCUCAACUUUAAACAAGAAAAAACUCUCAAUGCAGGGCAAGGCGUCACCGUUGAUCUCCCCACUGUUGUUGAGAUGUACCGCAGUGAGAAGUCCUCCAAUACCAUUCGCAUUCAAGCCUCUGCAGAUGUGUCUGUAACAUCAUUUAGCUACAAGUUAUACACAGCUGAUACCUCUGUGAUAUAUCCAAUCUCUGAAUGGGGUACUGAAUACUAUAUUUUUACUCCUCCUGGAACCCCCUAUGGCUCCCAUAAAGAGUUUGCCUUAACAAACGGAAAAGAAAACAACAAAAUUGAGAUUUCUCUAGAGGGGACAGUUCAUUUUGAGGGCCGUAUUUAUGGUAAAGGCAGUAAAAUGGUGAUUGAUCUCAAGCCAUAUGAGAGUGUCCAGCUCCAGAGCUAUGAUGACCUCUCUGGUAGCAAAGUCACCUCCCAGCAACCUGUUGCUGUUUUUGCCGGCCACACGUGUACAUGGCGUUUCUCAAAAUGCAACCAUGUUUAUGAGCAGCUUUUGCCAACAGGCAAAUGGGGCACCAGUUUCAUCAUAGCUCCUCUGACCUUCCAGACAAAAUUUGACUCAAUCUACCUCCAGGCCUCCCAAUCCACCCAAGUUACUCUCCAACAUGGCAACAGUAACUACAAAUUCAAACUCUCCCAAGGGGAGACAAAGGAAGUAAACCACGGCAACACUGAAUCACUGUUUAUUCAGUCUGAUCAUGGCAUCCAGGUCCUCCUACUGUUUAAUGGUGCAGAACAUGGCUGGUUUCAAUACUAUGAUCCAUUUCUGAUGACCAUUAUGCCUACAGACCACUUCUGCUCUUCAUACUUACUACAAGGCAUUAAAGGUUUUGAUAACAGAGUCUUGGUAGUGGCACAGACCAGUGCAACUGAAAUGUUGCAGUAUGACAAUGUAAACCUGCCACGAAAUGUUCAGUGGAAAAAAGUAGCAGGGACAGAUUUUUCCUGGACAGAAAUGUCCUACCCAGAAACUACUGGCAGCACUUUCCACACUCUGUCCAGCUCUAGUUCGAGUUUUGCUCUCUAUAGUAUAGGACUGAGCCAAAUGAAUGGUUAUGGUUCUCCGGGACAUUGUACAAAGCAAGGAAGUGGAUCAAAGUCUUGCAGCCAGAUCAUCUGUAGUCCCAGUGAGGAGUGCGAGAUGAAGAACGGUUCUCCCUUGUGUGUUCCUAAACCAAAGAUGGGUUCCUGCUGGGCCUCGGGAGAUCCUCACUACAGGACUUUUGAUGGGCAACGCUUUGAUUUUAUGGGUACCUGCACUUAUGUUAUUGCUAAAAACUGUGGGGAGAACAGCCGUCUCACAGCUUUCGAGGUCCAUGCCCAGAACGAGAACAGAGGAAGCCGCAGAGUGUCAUACGUUGGCCUUGUCACGGUUAAAGUGUAUGACACCACCAUCACAGCAGUUCGAUCCGAGUCAGGCCGUGUGAGGGUUGACAAUAGUCUGUGGAGUUUGCCAAUAGUCUUGAACAAUGGCAAAUUGAAUAUUUUUCAAAGUGGCCGAUCUGUGGUUAUAGAGGCUGAUUUUGGUUUAACGGUCCGCUACGACUGGAAUCACAAUCUUGUGGUCUCACUGCCCGCUACUUACACUGCCCAGACUUGUGGUCUCUGUGGCAACUUCAAUGGCAAUCCCAAUGAUGACUUUACAACACCUUCUGGAACAAAAGCAACUGGGGCUUUGGCCUUUGGGAGCAGCUGGAAGAUUCCAGGGUUGGUAGCAGAUCCUCAGUGCAGAGACGACUGCGCGGGUGGGUGCGGCAGCUGUAAAGAAAGUCAGCUGAACAAGUGGGACAAUGACAGGUCCUGUGGGAUCAUUACCCGUAAAGAAAAUGGACCAUUCAAAAAUUGCCAUGCUGUCGUUGACCCACAAGCAUAUCUGGAAAACUGUAAAUUUGAUUUGUGCAUUGGAAAAGGUCUGCGGCAGUUCCUUUGCAAUGCCCUGGAGGCUUAUGCUGAGGCCUGUCAGUCUGCUGGGGUCCAAAUUGGCGAUUGGAGAGGAUUGGCAAAAUGCUCUCCUAGAUGUCCGGCUAACAGCAAAUAUGAGCUCUGUGGCAGUGCUUGCCCUGCCACAUGCUCUGACCCUGAGGCACCAUCCAAAUGUCAACGCCCAUGUGUGGAAACUUGCACCUGUAAAGAAGGCUUUGUUUUAAGUGGAUCCAAGUGUAUACCUGCUGCUAAAUGUGGUUGCACGUAUGAUGGACGAUAUAUUCCAGCUGGGCAGACAUUCUGGGCUGAUCAGAAUUGUAAGCGACUGUGUAAAUGUGUGUCUGGAAGCAGGCAGGUGGAGUGCCAGGAUAAAGGCUGUGGGGCGGGGCAACAAUGCAAAGUGGUUAACGGCAUAAGACAAUGUCAGGCAUUGUCCUACAGCACCUGCAAGGCCACUGGUGACCCCCAUUAUGUGACUUUUGACAACAAAAGGUACGACUUCCAGGGGACAUGUGUGUACCAGCUUGCUGCACUCUGCUCCAAAGACACAGGGUUGACACCUUUUGAGGUCCUGGUGCAGAACGAACAUCGAGGCAGAAAGGUGGUUUCCUACACCAAGCUAGUCCAGAUUAAAGUGUAUUCCCUCAACAUUGUCAUCACAAAGACACACAAUGGACUUAUCAUGCUAAAUGACCAGUUGGUCAACUUGCCCGUCAGCCUGGUUGAAGGAAAAGUUUCUGUGUACAAAAGUGGCUGGUUUGCUGUACUCACCACUGAUUUUGGCCUGAAAGUUUCUUUCAAUUGGCACAGUGCUGCAUUUGUAACCCUGCCAAGCAACUACAUGGGGGCAGUUUGUGGCCUUUGUGGCAACUACAAUGGCAAUAUACAAGAUGAUCUGACCCCAAAGAAUGGAAACAAACCCGUGAAACCAACAGAUUUUGGUACCAGUUGGCGAGUGGCUGAGAUACCUGGCUGUGUUGAAGGCUGUCAAGGAGUGUGCCCCAGCUGUGACAUCACCCAGAAGCUUCAAUAUGAAAAGGAAGAAUUAUGUGGAAUCAUAAGAGACACCAAAGGGCCAUUCCGUGACUGCCAUGCAAAGGUGGAUCCUGCUGGGUUCUUUGAAGACUGCGUCUACGAUGUUUGCAUGUAUGAAGGCAGAAAGGAUGUGCUGUGUCAGGCUGUAACGGCAUACACAGCUGCUUGUCAAGAUGUGGGGGCCAACGUGUACAGCUGGAGGACCAGUCAGUUCUGUGCGGUGAAGUGUCCUAUCAACAGCCAUUAUGAAAUUUGUGCAAGUGCUUGUCCUGCAUCCUGUGAAGGUUUGGCUCCCCCUCCAGGCUGCCAGGCUCGUUGUGAGGAAGGCUGCUCUUGUGAUGAAGGGUACAUCCUCAGUGGAGAUCAAUGUGUUCCCUACUCACAGUGUGGCUGCCUCUACAAUGACCUCUACUAUCGCAUCAAUGAAAUAUUUUAUCCCAAUGGACAGUGUGAGGAGGAGUGCAAAUGCACACAAGAUGGAGAGGUUCAAUGCAAAAAGUUCAAAUGUGGCCCUAACGAGAAAUGUAAAAUAGAAAAUGGCAUCCAAAAAUGUCACCCUGUUGGUAAGGGUGUAUGCCGGGCUUCAGGCGACCCUCACUACACGUCUUUUGAUGGGCAAAAGUUCGAUUUCCAGGGCACUUGCACCUACGUUCUUUCCAAGAGCUGUGGACUAGAAGAUACACACCUGGAGGCCUUCUCUGUCCAAGUGGAAAAUGUUCAGUGGGACCGGAUGAGAGGAAAGAAAAAGGUUUCAGUUACCAGGCUGGUUGCUGUGGAAGUCUUUGGCUUCACUCUUACCUUGAGGAACAAGAUGUUUGGAGUACUGGUAAAUGGAGAAUUCAACAACCUUCCACUGAAUCUAAAUGAUGGAGAAGUUCAGGUCUAUCAAGAGGGCACAAAUUAUGUCAUUGUGACAAAUUUUGGGUUGUUUGUUACGUAUGAUCUGGUCUAUCAUGUGACGGUCACAGUCCCUGGUAAUUACCGUGACAAAGUCUGUGGCUUGUGUGGAAACUUCAACGGAGACAGAAAAGAUGAUUUCCAGAUGCCAGAUCAGAAACUAGUCAAAGACAUCAAUGUGUUUGGAAAAUCAUGGAAGGUUGCCAUUCCGAAUGUGGUGUGUGAAAAUGGUUGUCAAGGGAAUGAGUGCCCCGACUGUGACCCAGCUCACAAGGACGUCUUUUCAAAGCCCGCUUACUGCGGUAUUCUCACAGCACCCAGUGGUCCAUUUGCAGUCUGCCAUAGUAAAUUGGACCCACAGCCAUACUUUGAUGACUGUGUAUUUGAUGUGUGUGCCUCCAAUGGGGAUGGAAAGGUGCUUUGUGACAGUGUAGCAGCCUAUGCCUACAACUGUCACAUGGCUGGAAUUAAUGUCAACAGCUGGAGGACUCCCUCUUUCUGUCCAAUGAAAUGCCCCGCAAACAGCCACUAUGAGGUGUGUGCAGAAACCUGCACCUAUUCCUGCCCUGGGCUGUCAGACAUGGUUCAGUGUCCUGAGGGCUGCACAGAAGGCUGCAUAUGUGAUUCAGGCUUCCUAUAUGAUGGUCAGACGUGUGUCAAAGAGACUGAAUGUGGCUGCUAUGACAGGGGGAAAACUUACAAGCCUGGUGAGGUCACAUAUGAAGACGAUUGUUCGACAGCGUGUUCCUGUAAUCCAGCAACAGGCCUCGUCUGUGAAGAGUAUUCCUGUCCAGCAGACACCAAAUGCAUGAUCAAGAAAGGAGUUAAGGCAUGUUACAACACAGAUCCCUGUAAAGAUGCCAACUGUCGGGUGCAGGAGACAUGCCGUGUUGAGGGGGGUGAAGCUGUGUGCAUCCCCAAGUACACGGCCACCUGCUGGGCUUGGGGGGAUCCCCACUACCACACCUUUGAUGGUUUUGACUUUGACUUCCAAGGAACUUGUAAAUACAUCAUCUCUCAGACCUGCGGGAACCUGGGUGGCCUCGUUCCGUUCUCCAUCACUGAGAGAAACGAUAACAGAGGAAAUACAGCUGUUUCCUUCGUCAGAGAGGUAGAUGUGUUUGUAUAUGGGUACAACAUCAGCGUUCGGAAGAACCAAGUUGGUCAAGUCACGGUCAACGGGGAGCUGCUGAACCUUCCCUUUCAACUGGGUGAAAAUGAGGUGUCUGUGUUUCAAAGUGGGUCCUCUGCAGUGGUUGAAACAAAGUUUGGCUUGAUUGUGUCUUACGAUUGGAACUGGCAUCUGGUCAUUAAGCUCCCCAGCAGCUACUACAGCAGUGUGUGUGGUUUGUGUGGGAACUUCAACGGCAAUAAAGGUGAUGAACUCCAGAAUCCAUCAGGCAAAGGAGUCCCCUCUGUGAUAGAGUGGGGUAAGAGCUGGCAAACACCUGAUCAAGACAAAGACCAUCCUUGCUGGGACACGUGUGAAAAAAAUUGCCCUACCUGUGAUGACAAUGAACGGGAACUCUACGAGACUCAGGCUUUCUGUGGAGGUCUUGCAGCUAAGACCAAUAGUGUAUUUAAGAAAUGCAAUAGUAAGCUAGACCCUCAAGCUUUUAUGAACAAUUGUGUUUAUGACAUGUGUUUAAAUAAGGGGGACAAAAGAAUGCUGUGCCAGGCUCUGGCCUCAUAUAAUAAGCAAUGUCGUGAUGAGGGGAUAAUAAUCAAGGACUGGAGGAAAGAAUUUAACUGCCCAAUGAAUUGCCAGCGCUUCAGCCACUACGAAGAUUGUGCCAGUCCUUGCCAGCCCUCCUGUCCCUUCCCUGAGCAAAAGCAGACAUGCAGUGGCGCAUGUGUUGAGGCCUGUGUGUGUGAUGAGGGUUACGUCCUGAGUGCUGGUGUUUGUGUUCCCGCUAAAACAUGUGGCUGCUCUUAUCAGGGUCGCUACUACACGCCAGGCCAGCAGUUCUGGGCCGAUGAGGCUUGUAGUCGCCUUUGUGUCUGUGACACCACCCUGGGCAUGGUGACAUGCCGUGAGGCCUCCUGCUCUGCCAAUGAGAAAUGCAUCAUACAGGAUGGAGAGCGAGUCUGCCAACCCAUCAGUUAUGCCACAUGCACAGCCUCAGGUGACCCACACUAUCGCACUUUUGAUGGCCGCCGGUUCAAUUUCCAGGGGACUUGUGAAUAUCAACUGGCUGGACUGUGCUCUCAACACCCUGGGCUGGUGCCAUUCAAUGUGACUGUGCAGAAUGAGAACCGUGGAAGCAAGGCCGUGUCCUUUACAAAAGCUUUCACAUUUUCCAUUUAUGGCUCCACUCUCACUGUCAGCAAAGAAAACCCCUAUAAAGUCUUGCUCAACGGCCAGCUUGCCUCUCUACCUCUGGAGUUCAAGGAUGAGCUGGCAGUUUUUCUGAGCGGCCAUCAGGCUGUAGUUGAGACAGCUGCUGGUAUCACUGUCACAUAUGACUGGUGGAGCACCGUGAGGGUUACUGUCCCUAGCAACUACCAUGGUGUAGUGUGUGGCCUGUGUGGCAACUACAAUGGGAACGCACAGGAUGACAUGACCAUGCAGAAUGGCAAGACCACCCCUGAUGAAGCCAAGCUUGGCGAGAGUUGGCAGGUGGCCACUGUCCCCGGCUGUUCAUCAGCUUGCCAAGGGCCGUGGUGUCAGGCCUGUUCUGACUCCCAGAAGAAGGUUUACCAAGCCUCCAAAUUCUGUGGUAUUAUUGCUGACGAGACGGGGCCUUUUAGAGAGUGUCAUAAGUUUGUGGACCCUGCUCCAUACAUGGAGGACUGUGUUUACGAUGUUUGCCAAUAUCACGGGCACCAUGGCUCAGUAUGUAAAGCUGUGGAAGUGUAUGUGUCUGCUUGUCAGAGCCAAGGAAUCCCCAUCCACCCCUGGAGAACAGAUGCAUUGUGCCCAAUGGAGUGCCCUGCCAACAGUCACUACAGCCUGUGCGCCUCAGGUUGCCCAGCUACCUGUGCCAGCAUAAACUCCCUCACCACUUGCCACAUGCAUUGCUCUGAAGCUUGUGAAUGCAACCAAGGUCACCUGAUGAGUGGAGAUACCUGUGUGCCUGUGAGGGACUGUGGGUGCUCCUACAAUGGUCAAUACUACAAGAAAGGGGAUGUUUUCUACCCUGAGGAUACGUGCAUGGAGAAGUGCACAUGUGGGGAGAAUGGAGCGGUUUCUUGCCAAAAGGAAAAGUGUCGCAGAGGAGAAACCUGCAAGCUGGUGAACGGAGUGAAAGGCUGCCACCCAGAGGAGGAAGGGAAGUGUGUGGCUUCUGGUGACCCACACUACAUUUCCUUUGAUGGACAAAGGUUCGAUUUCCAGGGCGCCUGUGUCUAUGUCCUGGCUAAAGUUUGUGAUGACGACAACGACCAACUUACACCAUUCACUGUCACUCAAGGAAAUGCAAAAUAUGGAAACGGAAAAGUGGCUGUAACCAAGUCAAUAACAGUGACCGUUUAUGGUUACAACAUUUCCAUACACCAUGGAGUGCCUAUGAAAGCUAUUGUAAAUGAUGAAGAGCUGAACCUUCCUCUCUCUCUUGAAAACGGGCAUCUUACAGUAACAAAAGAAGGUCACAAUACAUUUGUUCGAACAGACUUUGGUCUUAAAGUCCUCUAUGACACCGUCUACUAUGUUGAGGUCAUCGUUCCUUCUACAUACCAGGGCAAAAUGUGUGGUCUUUGUGGUAACUACAACGAUAAGGACCGUGAUGAAUUCAGACUUCCCGAUGGAAAAAGAACAAAGAACGUUAAUGAUUUUGGAAAGUCAUGGGCUGUGGACCUGCCUGAGCAGAUUUGUGGUGGCUGUGAAGAGGACUGUCCAGUGUGUGAGAAAGCCAACGCUGUUUUGUAUGAAAAGUCCGACUCUUGCGGCAUCAUGAAAGCUCCUGACGGGCCUUUCAAAGCCUGCCACAGUAAAAUCGACCCAGCAGCAUAUGUGUCAAAUUGCAUGUUUGAUGUUUGCGCCGCGGGUGGCAGCAAAGAUAUUCUGUGUAACAGUGUGCAGGCCUACGUAUUGGCAUGCCAGAAUGCCGGAGUGCAAAUCCAGCCGUGGAGAAGCAGCUCAUUCUGUCCUGCUUCCUGUCCUCCAAACAGCCACUAUGAGGUGUGUGCUGAUACCUGUAGAGGGACAUGUGCCAGCUUCAUCCAGCAACUCACUUGCUCUGAAAGCUGUUUUGAAGGAUGCCAGUGCGACGGUGGCUUUGUUUUUGAUGGCUUCCAGUGUGUGCCCUUGGAAAAGUGUGGGUGUGUCCAUGACGGCAGAUAUUUGACGGUGAACCAAAUAGUGGUGGACAAAGACUGUCAAUCCAAAUGCGUGUGUGAGGCCUCUGGAUUGGUGAAGUGUCAACAGCUGUCCUGUUCUAGUACAGAGGCUUGUGGUGUAAGAGGCGGGGUCAGGGGUUGUCACAUCAAGCAGGCCCACUGCACCAUCAGCCACACUGGCCAGCUGAGCUCCUUUGAUGGCAUGACUGCAGCAAUAGAGACACAAGGGGCAUUGGAGGUGGCAUCUCUGUGUGACGAGACCUCUGAGAACUGGUUCCGUGUCGUAGUCGAUGUCAGGGUUUGCCAUGAAAAAGCACCUUUUGCUCCUGCAACUGUGCAUGUGUUCUUCAACGAGGCUACUGUUACAGUGAACAGCCAACAUGGGAUUUGGGUAAAUGGCAAGAAAGUGUCUCCCCCCAGCAAAGUGACAAAUCAGCUGUCAGUGCAAGUCUUGGACAGGAGUGUGAUCAUUGAGAGGAAAUCAGCUGUACGUGUGACCUACUCCGUCUCACAGGAGGUCACUGUCACUGUCGACACCAGCCUGGCUGGAAAAGUGUGUGGUGCCUGCGGCAACUACAACAGCGAGUCUAAAGAUGAUUUGAAGACGGCAGAUGGAAAAGUCACCACUGAUGUGUCGGUGGUUAUUGGUUCAUGGAGUGCUGAAGACUUUUCCAGAUGUGGCCUGUAAAGAUGCUGUUUCUGCUUUGAUAAAGACAAAAAAAAUCAUAAAAAUAGGAAAAGAUGCACCUACCUACACAAAAAUGCUCAACAUCUCUUCAUUUUCAUCUGUUAAUACUAGCAUGUUUCCAGAUUCAAAGUGAUCUGAUCCUUGUUUCUUUGCCUGGGGUUGUACCUCAUUGUUGUGUAACAACACCACCUAGUGGAAAAUCCGGUAAUAACCUGUGAUGCUUGCUAGUUGCUUGAAAAAAAUAGUUUUAAAAGUUAAUCCUGUCCUGUUAAACAUUUAGAAUGUGUACUUUAAAAAAAAAAAUCAUUCCUUACUGUUCUGACCACUGAAUAAAUAUUUUUUUCCUCACA